CCAAACAAGCAGAUCAGGGAGUUUUGGCCCACCACCUGGGUGGUCAAAUUGGGAAGCCAAUCUGCUUGUUUGGUGACUUUGCCAAACAAGAAAAUAUUUUAUAUAUUUAAGAUGCCAGCCCUAAACAAUCAAUGUGCAAUGACAAAGCAUUUACAAAGGCUUGUACAUCUGGAGCCUCCUAAGACACAUGUGAAAAAUAUCUGGGCAUUACCAUAUUCAUUGUUCUGAAUCAGCCAUUUCCUGUGGGAGGUUCCCAAACUGAAUCUUCCUAAAAAUGUGGACUUAAUUAUGGAAUUAUGGAAAAAAUGUGGACUUAAUUAUGGGUCCAGUACCAAUAACUAAUAAUGAUGCUUCAGUUACACUCUGAUCCCAACCUCUGACUGAUGAGCUUGUAAAAAAACAAAGCUAAGGCAGAAAACAUCUGUGCUGCUUUGGGUGGAACGACUUUGGGAGGACCCAGGUUUGGAGGCCACAUUUAAGAUCACAGUUCAUGUCGUGAAGCCUCUGUGGACAAAGAGACAUUCUGCAAACCCACACUCUUGGAGAAGAAAUCUCAUCAAAGUGCCUUUUAUUUUCAGCAAACUCUAGAACAUUCUUCCAAGACCACCAAUUAGAAAGUGCCUGCAGUAGAAACCUAUUAGAAGCAGACAAAAGGAACGCCAAGAGGAACAGCAAGAAAGGAGGUCCAGAAAGGAAACAGAAAAAGAAAUGGGUUCCAGUUUCUUAGUAUUGUCUACAAAUGGUGUCUAAAUUUAGUUCACUUAGGCUGUGACCUUUGAUUUUCCAGAACCGGCAUUUCAGGUGGUAACUGGUAACACUGGUAUUCUGUAUCUUCUCAUAGAUUAGGGCUGUACUUGUAUUAAUGUCUAUGUUAUCGCUACAUUUGUAUAGUGAGUUAUCAUAAUGUCAGUGUUCCCUUAAUGUUAUUUCUCAAAACCCAUAUUUGGUAUUUCCAUCUCUGCCACAAAAGGACAAUAAAUGGGUGUGUACAUUUAAAUCAUACAGAAGGAGUUUACAGAUAGUGGUAGCCCAAAACAUAGUUCCAUAUAUAGAACAUUUGAUUAAGACAAAACUCAGAAUAAGACCAUGAAGUGCAUCAGUAAGCCAACUGUUUUAGUCAAAAAUUCCCAAGACUUGGUGAAAUGUAUGACCGAAGCAAAGGAUCCUUGGCGCCAAGUCCAAGAUCUUGUGACAAAGGCAACAAGCGAGAAGCAUCUCUCAGAGAAGGAAGGACGCAAGGCGUUAAUGUUCUCUGCUCUUUGGCUUGCGGGAAACUUUAAAUUGCUGAAGGAACAAAAUCAGGUAUUACAAGACAGGAUUCAGGACCUUCAAGAUAAGAUUGAGACUCUGAAAAUCUCUGCCAACACCGCCUCAGCGUUAAGCAUAGGCCAUCAGAAAACUGUCCAGGAAAAUAUCGAGUUACGCAAGGAAAACGGGGAACUAUCUGUGCACUUGAGAGAUGCACAGGGAGCAAUCCGAAGUCUCUCUGCUUCAUUUAACCACUCAGAGGUUGAUCAUUCAAGGUGCCUUAUGGAAAUCCAAAGUUUAAAGGCCCAGUUAAGGAGGAGGGAUGCGGUGAUAGCAGCAUUUAAUAUCCCAGAAGCAGAUCAUGAAGAUUUCUUUAUUGUUAAUUGCGACUGCUUAAACCAAAGGGAAAACCAAGAUUCUCAUGCAUAUGAAUUCAGCUCUGUCCCUACACACAUAGUGUCUCCGGCUAUACUGCCAAUGAAGUCAAAGAAUAAUGGAGUAAAUGUAUGUAACACUACAGCUUGGAAUAGGGAGUCUUGCCCAAUACGAUCAGGAGAUUGUGCUCCAGUUACUUACUUGCAUAUUAAUAAAGAGCCCCAUUACAAGGAUGUUUGUAUAACUAGGACUCCAUUAACCCUCACUGACCUGGCAAAUCAGACUAGGGAACUUGGUUGUAUGGGUAUAAAAGAUAUGAGUAGACCCACUGAGUUAAGCAAGAUACAAAAUGAUGCCCGAUGCCCUCCAGCUCCUGUUACAGUACACAUUAAUACAGGAGCUAAUUGCAAGGCAACAGGAAUGCCAAGGGUUGAGACUCCAUUACCCAGCAUUGAUCUGGUAACCUUAAAUAGAGGCCUUGAACCUAACAGGAAAAUAUAUGAUUGUGGCUCCCUCAGAAUGGAAAGUGCUACAGUGUGUCCUGUUGCUCCAGUUACUCUACUCUUUAAUACAGGAGCUAAUUGCAAAGGAACAGCUGAAACAAAGUUUGAUACUCCAUUAUUAAACAAAGACCUGACUAUAAGAGAGUUUGGAGCUGUAAAGAAAGGGAAUGAUACUGGGUGCCGUACUGCUCCAUUCACAGGACACAUUAACACAGGGCUGAAUGAGAAGGAAAUAGGUAGAACCAGAAUUGAGAGACCUCUAUCUAUGAAUGAAAUGGCAGCUCUGAGUAGGAAGCUUGGGCCCAUCAAGGUGGGAGAUGAUCCAGUAGAAACAAUGCUUAGAAUUCAGACAUUCCGUAAACUACAUAACAAUAUAGAAGAUGGCUGUGAGGUAUUUAAUGCCGUAGUCACGAGCCUAGACCAGGACCUUAAAGCCAACAUUCCAAGUUCUAUCUAUAAUUCUCAAUCUUUAGACUGCCUAGUUAAUGCAGUCAGAGAAAUCCUGGGUUGGAAUGAAGUAUAUGCCCACUCUGCUUUUGUAAAUUGCACACAGAGGAAAGGGGAGCCAAUCCAAGCCUUUGCCGACCGCCUCUAUACCUUAUAUAGUUUAACAAGACCUGCAAAGCCAGGUACCGAAGAUGAAGUCUUUAAAUGGGCCCUUAUCAAACAGUCGCAUCCAGAUAUCUGCCGUUUGGUGGGAUUGUCAGUAGGCCCAUCAAACACUUAUGUGGAAGUGAUGGAUUGCUUGAAGAGGGCAGAAAGUUUUGUGAUGGCACAAUCAAAAAAUUGUGAAGAUAAAAUGGCUGUUUUGGAGGCUGUGCCACACCCACGAGACCUGAGGGACCCCAAGGAAUCUGCAAGUAAAGAACUAGGGAAGUGCAAUGGUUGUAGCUAUUUGGCCGAUACUUCCAAAACCUCUCCUCUAACAUUUAUACAGUCUUGCCCAGAAGAGAAUGCUACAUCCCACGCAGAGUUACACCAACAUCUGCUGGAGUUGUCACAAGACUUGGAUAUAAUAAACCAAUUAAGAGACCAAAGCAAUGCCCAUCUCUCCUCGGGUCCUUUUUCCUAAAGCCACAUGAAUUGUGAGAAAGAUGCUUAAAUCUAAUUUCAUUUGACAAAAUGGCUGCUUAUUUAAAGGGAUUCUGUCAUGAUUUUUAUGGGGUACUCUUUAUUUAAAAUUACACUGUU
Xenopus tropicalis (tropical clawed frog) is the source of this 3317-nucleotide messenger RNA. RefSeq lists its product as uncharacterized. The record is from RefSeq and is a predicted model, not a curated record. NCBI's taxonomy places the organism in Eukaryota, Metazoa, Chordata, Amphibia, Anura, Pipidae. Bases 1087 to 3198 code for a protein of 703 amino acids. The transcript is spliced from 2 exons.